Molecule: messenger RNA, 6596 nt
Organism: Folsomia candida
Lineage: Eukaryota; Metazoa; Arthropoda; Collembola; Entomobryomorpha; Isotomidae
Product: tyrosine-protein phosphatase 10D
Exons: 22
Coding region: 1123-6048 (1641 amino acids)
Biological process (GO): protein dephosphorylation
Molecular function (GO): protein binding; protein tyrosine phosphatase activity
Source: RefSeq, a predicted model, not a curated record
UUCGUUUCAUUGUUGAAGAAAUCACAGAAACACAUCAACCUCGCAGUCCAAUGGUAAGGUGAGUGUUGGUGAGCUUGAGUGAGUGAAUAGGACCACUUCCUCCAAUACUUACCUUCCCAAAUUAUAUUUUUAAUAUCAUCAUCGUCGUCGUGUAUCGUUCUCCCAGGAGUAGUCGAGACGACUACUUGUUAUUAUUUGUUAAGAGAGAGAGUGCAGGAGUGUGGAGGAAGGGACCUUUAAGAAAAAUGGUCAAUUAUUGGCUCCAUUUAUAACUAUUCACAUUCACCAACCAACCACCAGCACCACCAACAAUUUGCAGGACACAGGGAUACGUCACUUGGUGGAAGCCUUCACUAAAAUUAAGAGAGAGGGGUGAGUCCUAUCAAAAAGAGUUUGUUUCAAUUUACAUAUUUUUGCAUUCAAUUUCGUGUCUGGUUCGAGAAUGGGGUGAUUUUGGGGAUUAGAAAGACAACCUGACGUUACAUGGCCGGAUGGACAAAUUAUUAUUGGAGCAAGAUUUUGUACAAAAUUUCCACUUUUCCUGGAAAUCCACUAAACGGGUUAAAACAAACCAAAAAAUGUAGCGAAUCUCACCUUGGAGUUUCGCAAGAGUUGAAUUCUAAUCGAAAGUGUAUUGUGAAAGAUAACUUCAAUUAAACAAGUGUCACAAUUGCUCAAGUGCUCCAUCAUUACACAAAGAAAUUAAUCGUAGUCUAGGCAACGAAAACGAGUGAAAAUCCACCCAGAGAUGUGAAAUAAAUAACUCAUACCAAAAUAGUGAAUGGCCAAAACAGUCAAUCGGAAAAGGUGGAAAGUGAAUGGUGUAAGUUUCAAAAUAAUAAUUAUAAUGCAAUAUAACUACGGAAUUCGUGACACUAUAAAUAAAUAACAAACUAAAUAAGUAACUACAAAAUUAAGCACCAUUCAUCAAGACAAAAAAUGGACGAUGACACUUUGGUCAACGUGAUUUCCUUCGUUCCUACCACCUGACAAUAUAAUUCAAGAUACCACAAAUUGAGGAAAAAAGUACAAAAAUUUCAUACGUCUGAUGGAUCAGCUACUUGUGUACUCAUUAAGUGUAGUUUCUAUUUUAUCAAGGAUCAAUUUUUAAGUGAGGAAAUAAUGAUCACCUUGUUCGACGAGGACUCGCAGUCACGUUUGGUGGGGAUGGAGGAGGAAGAGGGAGCAGACUCCGGAGAGGAAAAUGAGACGACUCACUCCUGCUACUCGGAAAUUAGUGGAGAAAGUUCUCAAUUUGUGCGAAACAGUUUUCACCAAAAAGUGCCCUUCAAUCGGAGAAAGGUCCGCUUGAAGGGGGCACCAUACGGAAUUUCGAAACUAUUCACAACACCCACAAGUUCCUUUCCUUUUACCUUCGCCUGCCUUUGUGUGACAUCUUUACUCACAUUGUCGGCUUUCAAUCAGGUUUGCGACGGAGCAGAUUUGGCAAUACAAAUUCCCGUCUCCGAGUAUCAAGACCUUGAAGGAGUCUACAGAUUAGAUUACAAUCCUCCGAUAGGUUUCCCAGCACCGAAUAAAACCUUCAAAGCUGACCAGAUUUCUAACGCGAUAAGCUUCACGCAAGGUCUUCCUGGCACAAAGUACCAUUUUCGACUCCACUACACCAACAACACCAUAAAUGACUGGCUGACCUGGACGGCAUCCAUUACGACAACUCCGGAUCCACCAGCCAAUUUAUCAAUCAACGUUCGGCCGAAUAAGCAUGUACAUUUGACAUGGGACCCUCCAUCCGUGGGUGGCUACAGUAAAUUCAAGUUGAGACUGAUUCCCCUCUCGGACAGAGAGAUUGCUCAGCCAAGAAAUUUCAUUGAGGAGAAACCUCCCGUAAUUCUGCGAGACUUAGUCGCAGGGGCUUCAUAUGAAAUCCAGUUGUUCACAAUGUUCGAGAACAAAGAGUCGACUGCUUACAUCUCGGGCAACUUUACAACAAAGCCCAACACGCCAGGACGCUUCAUCGUGUGGUAUCGAAAUGAAACGACGCUUCUCGUCUUGUGGCAGCCUCCUUAUCCUCCAGGCGUGUUUUCCGGAUAUAAGGUACAAAUUGACCCGCUCGAUGCAGUAGAAAGCGUGCUGUACGUCCCAAAGGAAGGCGAUCCACCAGGCCCGGCGCAAGCGGCGUUCAACAACUUAAUUCCAGGUCGGGCUUACAAUAUUUCAGUGGAGACUGUGAGUGAGGAUCAGAUAUCGCAGCCUACGACAGCACAGUAUCGUACUGUUCCGCUAAGACCGGGCAACAUAACGUUCGACUUGGACCUCAUUACUCCGUACAGUUUUCAAGUUGCAUGGCUUCCCCCCACUGGAUACAGUGAAUUCGACCGCUACCAAGUGCAGAAGGGUGGUUUGAAGAAUCAAACACCUUUAACAAUACUGAAAGAUGCUCCAACGGUGGCAACAUUUGAUAAAAAUCUAGAACCGGGACAUACCUAUUCCAUAAAUGUUAAAACGUUCUCAGACAAAGUUCCAUCGUGGACGACGAGUGCCAACGUGACAACGAGACCUCUUCCUGUGCAAGGUGUCGUCAAUACUACGGACCCCGUGACUGGUGAUAUUUUGAUCGAAUGGAUGCCAGAUUCCACAUCUAAACAAGAUCAUUAUCGGAUUACGAGUCAAGAAGCAGAAGCGUUUGGUGGAGAUGUAAACUCUGUGUUGGUCGAGGAGCCAAGAUUUCUCAUGUCCAGUUUAUUUCCUGGGAGAAAUUAUUCCAUUAGCAUCCAAGCUGUGUCGAAUGGCAUGGAGUCGGAAGAAGUGACCGUUUUCCAAGCUACUCGUCCCUCUUCUCCAAUUGUGGAAAACAUCACUGCGGUUGAUCGUGGGUUGACGAUAUCUUGGAAAUCGGACGUGACUUCGAAGCAAGAGAUGUAUUUGGUAAUUUACAAGAGGAAUGAUACUGGUGAAAUUUUCAACGCUACCACCGUCGAAGGCCAAAUUGUGGUAAGUGACUUGUAUCCUGGUGCUGCUUACAACAUUCAACUUUUCGCCGUCUCUCACGGACUGCUCUCUGAACGACACGACUACUUUCAAACAGUUUUUCCAAAUCCUCCAAGGAAUCUUACUGCCGUUCGUGUAUCAAAUUCGUCCAUUUCUAUACGUUGGUUACCUCCUGUAAAUUCUCUCUACUCUGGUUAUAUUCUCCGCUACAGGACCAAUGAUAACGACACCUGGUCAGAAAUUUCCCUGCCAAAUAAUUUAGUUGAGAAGGAAGUCACAAAUCUUCUACCGGGAGAAAAAUACAUUGUCCGCGUUAACACUGUCAGCUAUCGAGCAGAACCGUCCAACCCUCAACAAAUUAUCCAGACUGUCCGUCCUGGUGGAGUUCAAAAUGUAAAACAAGACAUUGACGCUAACAAUAUCACCCUCAGUUGGAAUCGUCCCACAGGUCGAAUAGAAUCUUACAACAUAAAGUGGACGGCCAUUGACAGAAUUCCAAUCGAGUCGGACGAAGAAGAGGGCGAGAAUGAAACUGACUUUGGAAAAUCUGAACUGCUUCGUGGCGAAAAGGUGGUGACGCAGGAUGUUUGGGAAGAAAUCGUCAAAAUUCCAAUUUUUCCACUAAUGUCUGGAGUUGCUUAUACCAUCAACGUUGACACCAUUUCUUACGGGAUGAAAGGAGAUGACUAUAACACUACGAUACGGACUUUGCCACUUAUCACCUCGGAGGUUUACAUAGUUAAUAAUAUCAAUAUGAAGUCGGAGGUGACUUUAAGAUUCACGGCAACUCCACCUUCAAUCUCACUUUUCGAUCGUUAUCGAUUCCAAUUGUCUGACCCUUCCAUCCCACCCAAAGAGAAAUUGGCUAACGAAACCGACAGAAAAGUAACAUUCGACGGUCUCGUUCCUGGAAGACUCUAUAAUUUUACUAUCUGGACCGUUUCCAAAGAUGUAACGAGCCGUCCGUUGUUAAGACAUGAUCGAUUAUAUCCCGAGUCCAUCACAAAAAUAAAUGCGACGUACAUCAGCGAUAGGGAAAUCACAUUAGAAUGGGAUAUGCCAACCGGAGAUUAUGACGCAUUUGAAGUUCAAUACAUCAACGCGGAUGACCGGCUGGUUGACAAUUUGACUCUUCACCCUUCCAUCACCAUAACGGGGCUCAGACCCUUCCGAAACUACACAUUCACCGUCAUAGUUCAAUGUGGAAGUGAUGUCAACGUGCUUCGAAAAUCCAACCCUGUGUCUGCCGUCUUCUCCACCAAAGAGUCCAAACCAGGGAUGGUGCAGCACUUUAAACCCAUCGAAGUCCUUCCCAACAAUAUCACGUUCGAAUGGACAUUAUCCGACGCUUUUCACAAUGGCAUCCUGACCAGCUAUGUGAUAAACUACGGCGUCAAGGACUAUCCUCUCAACGGCAGUCGGCGUUUCACCCCUCGUGAAUCCCGCGGAACAAUUGUUGGUCUUUCUCCCGGCGUUACAUACAUCUUUGGUAUAGAGGCGCAUACUAAAAUCGGAGCCGGACAACCGAAACUUAUCACACAGAAGAUGCCAAUACGUGCUCCCCCAUAUCCAGAUCCAGGUGUCACACCAGAAGAAGUGUCAAGAACUUCAUCUACAAUCAAGAUCCGAUUCCGUCAUAACUACUUUUCAAACAAGAAUGGGGAAGUUAAGAAAUACACAAUAAUUGUAGCAGAGGACAAAGAAUUUGAGACUAACCCUGAACCCGAACAACCUCGGAGCUGGGUGGAUGUGCAAUCAUAUAGUCGUUGGCCGGCUUACAUGGUUGUUGAACCCUACAACCCGUUCUCGAAACGCAACCCUGUAUCGGAUUUUGAAAUUGGGACAAACAAGAGCUGUUCCACGGAUGUGAAAGGCUAUUGUAAUGGUCCCCUUCGAGGGGGAAGGACAUAUCACGUUAAAAUCCGGGCUUUCACAGAUGAUGACAAAUUUAGCGAUACUGGAUUUAAAGUUAUGGCCACGGACCAAGAUAACGCCUGGCUCAUACUUGCUCUCUCCAUCCCUUUCUCCCUCCUCCUCAUCUUCGUCGUCUGUUUUAUCUACGUGAGACGACACUGCAACAGACCGGAUCGUUUUUGUAAUAAGCGACCCAAGCCGAUCCAGCAUGAGCCGACAUCACUUUCAGAGUCUAUCGUGGAUACGACGCGACCAGUAAAGUUGAAAGACUUUGCAGAACAUUAUCGCCUCAUGUCGGCCGACUCUGACUUUCGGUUUUCUGAAGAAUUCGAAGAGUUGAAACGUGUUGGACGGGAACAAGUCUGUGCUGCUGCAGAUCUGCCAGUUAAUCGUCCCAAAAACCGAUUCACCAACAUUCUUCCCUAUGACCAUUCCAGAUUUAAGUUGCAACCAACGGAUGAUGAUGAGGGAAGCGACUACAUCAAUGCCAACUAUGUGACGGGUAACAACUCACCACGAGAGUUUAUUGUUACGCAAGGAACAUUACCGUCAACUCGAGAUGACUUUUGGCGCAUGUGUUGGGAAUCAAAUUCAAGAGCGAUUGUAAUGUUGACUCGUUGCGUCGAGAAAGGUCGAGAAAAAUGUGAUCGGUACUGGCCCUCUGAUACCAUGCCACAAUAUUAUGGAGACAUCCAGGUCCAGAUUUUGAAUGAAAGUAGAUAUCCAGACUGGAUAAUCUCAGAGUUUCGUUUACAGCGGGGAGACCAAGCACGCCUCAUUAAGCAUUUCCAUUUCGUAACUUGGCCCGAUUUUGGGGUUCCUGACCCUCCCCAAAUUUUGGUCAAGUUUGUUCGCGCAUUCCGUGAGAGAGUUCAGCCCGAGGAUCGCGUCCGACCCAUCGUCGUCCACUGCAGUGCGGGCGUGGGUCGUUCUGGGACAUUUAUCGCCUUGGAUAGAAUCCUGCAAAGAACGCGAGUUUCCGAUAUGGUGGAUAUUUUUGGAAUUGUGCAUCAAAUGCGACGAGAACGGGUGUGGAUGGUACAAACGGAGCAACAAUAUAUUUGCAUUCAUCAAUGUUUACUAACAGUGCUAGAAGGGAAGGAAAAUGAAAUCCCCACUCCACGGGAAAUUCAUUCCAAUGAAGGCUAUGAAGAUGAUGAAGGCAUUGCCGAGUCUGGCAUGUAGCUGAUGAUAUGAUAUAAUGGAAUCUCCAAGUAAAAAUCAUCCAUGCAAUCUCUUGAAACUCAAAGUACUAAAAAAAUAGAAGUUAAGGAGAAGCAAUAUAGCUUUUUUAAGAAAUCAUAUAACUGAGAUUCAAUUCCAACCGUGCCAAGAACAGGGUUAUCAAAAUGCAAUAAUUCAUUACGUGUCUUCCAAUAGAUCAAGUCGUUUUUUUUCUUGCAUGCCCAGCCUUUUAAAAUUAUAUGUAAACAAUCAUAUUUAGUAACUAAGAUUAAAUUGCAAUAUUGUCCGUGUGAUAUAGGAUGAAUAUAAGUCCAUAUAUUAUAUGUAUGACUGAAUAUUAAGUUUUUACCUUGAUCUACUUAAACCGAGAAGCUCCAGUGUAUCAUAAAAUAUAAAAACUACUCUGGUAGAUAAAUAGCCAUAAAUACGCAAAUGCAAACCAUAGUGAAAUCUCACACGUGAAAGAAAGAAAGACGUUUGAAAUAAAUAAGUUUUGAUGUAUAAGCAACUGAAAUAAACAUGUCAAAAAAAGUAAUUUCGCAAAAAAA